CAAACAGUAAAGCCUCUUCUGAAAGACAGAAGGGAUUAAAAAAAGGGUGGGAAAGCCAGAAAGCAGUAACAUCCCUCAAGUGAAUUCCAAGGAGGCUACAAGUCAACCGAAACAGCUAAAAGAACUCCUUUUCAUCUGCCAGAAUCAUCUACCACUGCUUCUUUCUUUGACUGGUGGCUGAAUUUUCGAAGCAGUCUAAACUUAGCACCCGUGAAAUCAACCUGAGAAAGAAAGAAAGAAACCACCAGGGAGCUUCUAUUUGAAUCAACUUUUCACCACAUCCACCGAAAGAAUUUCUCUGCCUUUUUCUGAAGCCAAACCAUCCACCAUGAGCUCUGAGCAACUGGUACGCGAUGUGGAGAAAGGGAACAUAGUUGUCAUCCGGGAACCUGCUCAGAAGAACAACCACUGGAAGUGUCUCAGCAUCUGCUCCUUCUUGCUUCUGAUUGGAGCCGUAACCGUCUUUGCCCUCUUGCAACUGGACGCAUUUGGGUCUUCUGGAAAUCAGGACUCUAAAGUACAGGGAAAUUCAUUUUCUGAUCAUUUGCCCGCCACGAUGAAAGUGCAAGCCUUGAGGUCUAGAAAACCAGCUGCCCACGCUGUUGCUUCUUCCCACAAUACAAAAGAACUGAAUUGGACUACAGAUGUGAUUCCUACCUUCCUGGAGAAUGGCAUGCAGCUGGAUAAGAGCGAAAACUCCUUCGUCGUGCCUUCUACCGGAUUGUACUUUAUCUACUCUCAGCUUUUGUUCCACAAGGACAACUGCAAGACGCCCCUUCUGCUCACCCACAGCAUCGUCCGCCGGUCAUCCGAGAUCAGCGUCGAGGUAGAAUUGCUAAAAUCCAUCAAAUCUGUCUGUGAACAGGUCUCCAGCAACAAAAAACUGUGGUUUGAAUCUAUUUAUCAAGGGGGCGUCUUCCAUCUGAACCAAGGGGCUCGCUUGUGGUCCAAGACAAAUCACCCUGAAUAUCUGGACUUCACUCAUUCGGCACAGAUUUAUUUUGGGGUCAUUGCUAUGUAAAAAAAAAAGACUUUAUGAUGCCUAACCACAUCUUCAUUCAUGUACUUCAUGUAUCUUGGGUGUGGGUUUUUUCCCCCCUCCUACUUACAAGAGAAGCCAACAAAGCCUAUACGUAGGCAGACAGUAUUAGCAUCCUUAGUGUGAGUCUUUUCUAAACUAGAUUUUUAUUUAUUUAUUAAUAUUUAUUUAUUGAGCUUCUCCUAUAAUCUUGAAAUGUCAGCUCCCCCCCUCAUCCCCUGUGUAGGAGAUCCUUGUAAAAAGACAGCACACUUUUUGCAGGCAAUAAAUGCAUACACACGUAACAAUUUAGUUGUGGUUCCCCGUUAGGUUGGGUUCAUGUUGAUGACCCUGUAUUUGGGACACUGCAAAAUGCUUUUGUGGCUAUCUUCAAACAGGAUUUCCAUUCCUUUGUCCCC
Messenger RNA from Thamnophis sirtalis, 1437 nucleotides. RefSeq names its product tumor necrosis factor. Gene Ontology annotation, biological process: immune response; positive regulation of extrinsic apoptotic signaling pathway; positive regulation of canonical NF-kappaB signal transduction. Gene Ontology annotation, molecular function: tumor necrosis factor receptor binding; cytokine activity. NCBI's taxonomy places the organism in Eukaryota, Metazoa, Chordata, Lepidosauria, Squamata, Natricidae. Gene Ontology annotation, cellular component: cell surface; membrane. The record is from RefSeq and is a predicted model, not a curated record.